AUGGUAAAGGUUCUAAAGGACAUCCGUCAUCCAGAGAAUAAUGUGUUUCCUGAUUUUCAAUUUACUAAGGAUGUGGCAAUUGGAGUGGCCCCACACGUUGUGGAAUUGGCUGGUUGUAGUCGCCUGGCCGUUACCAGGAGUUGCCUUGUUUUAUCGAAAGUGUUAUUCAAACGGAAACCGAAAGAUGUUCAUGAACACAAGUGUCGUAUACAACUAGGAGAAGAACCCCCUCUGUGUCGCCAAUUGUUCGAAAGAUUGAAUUUGAAAAACAAUGUAUACGACAUAGAGGUUUGCUGUGAGCUAUUUCCGGAUAAUUACGACGAUCGAAAGGCCAUCGUUCCAAUGCUGACAGCAAUAUGGAAAAGCUUGUCAUGUUUUGAGCAAGACAAUCAUCAUAAAGAAGACUUUGAAAGAAAUGCUGAGACCUUUGAAAAGUAUUUGAAUAGUAUUGAACUCGAUAUCAAAGAGAAAUCUUCAAUGAUUUCUGCCGUAAUUUUUGGGAGCUUAUCUGAGGCGCGUUUGCCAACGUUCACUAACGAUGGAGAACAAUGCAACUUGUAA
Molecule: messenger RNA, 561 nt
Organism: Caenorhabditis remanei
Lineage: Eukaryota; Metazoa; Nematoda; Chromadorea; Rhabditida; Rhabditidae
Exons: 5
Coding region: 1-561 (186 amino acids)
Source: RefSeq, a predicted model, not a curated record